AUGUCGUCCACUGUGAAUUCCAUACUUGUGCCCAACUACCAGAACAUUUCGUUCAAGUUUGAACCGUAUCUCAGAAAGGAGUUCAACUUGGCGUUGGAUCCUGAUAGACCAGUGUGCAAAUUUUUCAAAAAUGGUGGUAAAUGUCCUAAUGGCUCCAGCUGCUACAACAAACAUGUCAGUCCCAUGUUCAACAACAAAAUCGUUUGUAAGCAUUGGCUAAGAGGUCUUUGCAAAAAGGGAGACAGCUGCGAGUUUUUGCACGAGUAUAAUCUCAGAAAGAUGCCUGAGUGCUUGUUUUUCACAAAAAAUGGGUUUUGUACACAAUCUCCCGAAUGUCUUUAUCUUCACAUAGAUCCUCAAACAAAGAUACCUGAAUGUCCUGAUUACAAUGCUGGUUUUUGUAGAAAGGGUCCCAAAUGCGAAAAGAGGCACAUCAGAAGAAAACUUUGUCCCUACUAUUUGACUGGGUUUUGUCCAUUCGGAAAACGUUGUGAUAAUGGAUCUCAUCCAAAAUUUAAUUUACUUAAUGACUUUUUAAAAAUAAAAAGUGACGAGGAGUAUUUAGCUGAAGCAAAAGCUGAAGCUGGGGAAAAAGCAAAAGCAGAAGCAGAAGAAGCAGAAGCAGAAGCUCAGGUGCAAGCCCAAGCUCAAGCACAAGCUGACUCAAAUUCUAAAUCCGAAAAUAAAAAUGAAAUCGAACUCAAAACCACAUUAAGUCCAUCAGAAGAAAACAUUAAUCAGAAUAUGAAACUUGAUCUCAACUAA
This is a messenger RNA of Ascoidea rubescens DSM 1968, 765 nucleotides long. Its product is annotated as cleavage polyadenylation factor RNA-binding subunit YTH1. Gene Ontology annotation, molecular function: metal ion binding; RNA binding. The transcript has a single exon. Bases 1 to 765 code for a protein of 254 amino acids. Lineage: Eukaryota; Fungi; Ascomycota; Saccharomycetes; Ascoideales; Ascoideaceae. The record is from RefSeq and is a predicted model, not a curated record.